GGGGCGAGGCCGUGCGCGCUGAGGUCACACGCAGGCGAGGCGGAAGUGCCUGCAGAUUUUUUGACAGUGGUCCAGUAGCAGACACUGACUCUCGCAGCCACCUGUCCAGAGAUGGCAGUUUCCCCUGGAGCUGUGAUCGUCCCAGACUGGCACAAGUACCCAGAGGGCAAAGAGUACCUGGCCACCAUCCUGCGGAAAAACAAGCGGAAAUUCUUCGGGCUGAUUGAAAGGCCGGUGCUCCCCCCGCAGAUGGCCGCCGACACUGCCAGCUAUAAGAUUUUUGUCUCUGGGAAAAGCGGCGUGGGUAAAACCGCAAUGGUGGCCAAGCUGGCUGGCCUGGAGGUGCCCAGUGCGCAUCAUGAAACAACAGGGAUCCAGACGACGACGGUAUAUUGGCCGGCCAAGCUGAGGGACAGCGGCAGGGCGCUCAUCUUCAGGUUCCACUUCUGGGACUGCGGAGAAGCAGCUCUGAAGAAAUUUGAUCACAUCCUGCCGGCCUGCAAGGAGAAGGCAGACGGCAUCCUCUUCCUCUUUUCUUUCACCGACCGCUCGUCCUUCGAUGACCUCCCCAGCCAGAUCUCCCGCGUCACGGAGGGAUCCGAAAACCUCGUCAAAAUAGUGAUUGGCUCCAAGUUCGAUCAGUUCAUGCACACCGACGUCACAGAGCGGGACCUGGCCGAGUUCCGGCGAGCCUGGCGCCUGCCCGUGCUGCGGAUGAAGAGUGUGAACGGGCCCCGGCUGGCCGACGGGCGGACCCUGGAUGGCCGCGCUGGGCUGGCGCAUGUGGCGCACGUGCUGAACGGGCUGGCGGAGCACCUCUGGUACCAGGACCAAGUGAUGGCCGGCCUCGUCCCAGCACCGCAGCCUGGCACAGAGGAGACAUCCCGGUGCUGA
This is a messenger RNA of Emys orbicularis (European pond turtle), 894 nucleotides long. It is a transcript of the gene CPLANE2, whose product is annotated as ciliogenesis and planar polarity effector complex subunit 2. Bases 112 to 894 code for a protein of 260 amino acids. Gene Ontology annotation, molecular function: GTP binding; GTPase activity. The record is from RefSeq and is a predicted model, not a curated record. The transcript is spliced from 6 exons. NCBI's taxonomy places the organism in Eukaryota, Metazoa, Chordata, Testudines, Emydidae.